GCCUUUGUCCUCUCACCACUUUGUCCUCUGCGUUUUCAUUAGCUCUUCAUUUGUCUUAGAUCAGCAUCAUUGUCACUGAGUCUAAGAUUCUCCCUUUAUAUAAAGAUUCUCGAGGAGUGAGUAAAACCAACGAUAAGCAUCCCUCAUCGACUACAAAUGGAGAUUGAGUGCCCAAAAUAUGAUACCCUUUUGUUUGAUCUUGAUGAUACCCUUUAUCCAUUGAGCUCUGGGAUUUCUAAAGAAUGUGGACAGAACAUCAAAGAUUACAUGGUGGAGAAGCUUGGAAUUGACAAGAAUAAGAUCCUGGAGUUAUCUAAUUCACUAUACAAGAAUUAUGGAACUACCAUGGCCGGUCUUCGAGCUAUAGGUUAUGACUUCGAUUACGACGAGUAUCACAGUUUUGUACACGGGAGACUACCUUAUGAGAACAUCAAACCAGAUCCCAUUUUGAGAAGUCUCUUACUUAGCCUGCCUCUUCGCAAGAUCAUCUUCACGAACGCAGAUAAGUUACACGCAGCAAGAGCCCUAGAGAGGCUAGGGUUAGAGGACUGUUUCCAAGGAAUACUUUGCUUUGAAUCAUUGAAUUCUACUAGUCUUGACAACGUCAGUGAGGACAAGACAGAGAUAUUCGACAUCAUCGGAUACUUAUCCGAUCAUGAACAGCCAGUUACCGGUAUACCUAAGACACCUAUUGUCUGCAAACCAUCUGAAUCCGCCAUAGCAAAGGCUCUUGAUAUCGCCAACAUCGACCGUCAAAGAACCUUGUUCUUCGAUGACAGUGUUCGAAACAUUCAGGCUGGUAAACGCAUUGGUCUGGAUACUGUUCUGGUGGGAACUUCACAGAGAGUGAAAUUUGCAGAUUAUGCGUUAGAAAACAUUCAUAACCUUAAGGAGGCUUUGCCGGAGCUCUGGGAAUCGGAGGCUAAGCCUGAAAAUGUUAGUUACUCCGGCAAACUUGCCGUUGAAACUCCGGUGAUAGCCUAAUAAUUUAACCAGUCCCGGUUAUUUGAAAGAUUCCAGCAGAAAAUUUAGUUUUUCUUUUUGGAGUAAUCUGUGUUGUAGUAGUAUUGUAAAUAGCCUUUUUCCUUCUGGCUCAUAUUAUGAGUUUAAUAAAAAUAUAAAAAAUCAGAGUCA
Molecule: messenger RNA, 1134 nt
Organism: Capsella rubella
Lineage: Eukaryota; Viridiplantae; Streptophyta; Magnoliopsida; Brassicales; Brassicaceae
Exons: 9
Coding region: 157-984 (275 amino acids)
Source: RefSeq, a predicted model, not a curated record